This is a messenger RNA of Sphaeramia orbicularis (orbiculate cardinalfish), 4162 nucleotides long. It is a transcript of the gene puraa, whose product is annotated as purine-rich element binding protein Aa. Gene Ontology annotation, molecular function: purine-rich negative regulatory element binding; RNA polymerase II transcription regulatory region sequence-specific DNA binding; DNA-binding transcription factor activity, RNA polymerase II-specific. The record is from RefSeq and is a predicted model, not a curated record. Gene Ontology annotation, cellular component: nucleus. The transcript has 2 exons. Gene Ontology annotation, biological process: regulation of transcription by RNA polymerase II. Bases 197 to 1054 code for a protein of 285 amino acids. NCBI's taxonomy places the organism in Eukaryota, Metazoa, Chordata, Actinopteri, Kurtiformes, Apogonidae.
CCGCGCUGUCACAAAGGCCCUCGAGCGUAUUCUCAUGUGUCUUUUGCCGUGUCUCGUCUUCUGCGGUCCGCCGUCGAGGCUGUAAGGCACUGCGCCUGCGGACGGAGCAGGGGAAGUUCUCGCGAGAGCUCCCGCGUUGGCUGAGGCUGGCCGUGGCUUUGCAGCAGACAGAGGGAGAAGGCAGGCAGGCAGCAUCAUGGCGGACAGAGACAGUGGAAGUGAGCAGGGAGGAGCAGCCACGGGCCCAGGCUUCGGUUCCAUGCACCUAGCGACAGGAGGGGCGGGCUCCGCUUCCGGGCUCCAGCACGAGACUCAAGAACUGGCGUCGAAGCGGGUUGACAUCCAAAACAAACGCUUCUAUUUGGACGUUAAGCAGAACGCGAAAGGCCGCUUCUUAAAGAUAGCAGAAGUCGGGGCCGGUGGAAACAAGAGCCGCCUUACUCUGUCCAUGUCCGUGGCGGUCGAGUUCCGAGACUACUUGGGGGACUUCAUCGAACAUUAUGCCCAACUGGGUCCUAGCAACCCGGGGAUGGUACAAGACGAGCCCCGGCGAGCACUCAAAAGCGAGUUCCUGGUCCGAGAAAAUCGGAAAUACUACAUGGAUCUGAAAGAGAACCAGAGGGGACGGUUUCUGAGGAUCCGACAGACCGUUAACCGGGGGCCCGGUUUGGGAUCUACGCAAGGCCAGACGAUUGCCUUGCCUGCCCAGGGACUUAUUGAGUUUCGUGACGCUUUGGCUAAACUUAUUGACGAUUACGGUGUAGAGGACGAACCUGCGGAGUUGCCCGAAGGGUCAUCAUUGACUGUGGACAACAAACGGUUUUUCUUCGACGUCGGGUCCAAUAAGUAUGGAGUGUUCAUGAGGGUAAGCGAGGUGAAGCCAACGUACCGCAACUCAAUUACGGUGCCCUUCAAAGUGUGGUCCAAAUUUGGGAAUACUUUCAGUAAAUAUGCCGAGGAGAUGAAGAAGAUCCAGGAGAAACAGCGGGAGAAAAGGGCAUGUGAGCUGCAGCAACAAGAGGAGAUGCAGGCGGACGAUGGGGACGAGGAUUGAUAUAGACAGCAUAAACAUUCAAGAGUAAUGAAAAUAACAAGAGAAAUAUAAUUAAAAACUCUACUGUAUAACGAAAGAAAUCUAAAGAUUUAACUGUAACGGUUUAACUCCAAGGGAGCAUCACCCACAAUAUAAGAAACCUCCACAACCUGACAGUUAUGACAUGUUGUCACUCAUCGCUGGAUGUUAUCCCACUUAUCCACCAUUAAUACAGUAACAGGCUGCUAAACAAAGUAAUAACAUUAUAUUUGAACAUUGUUUCCUACUUGACAAACAACAUUGAACUGAGUGUUUAUUUCCCUUAUUAACAGAAAACUUUUGUACCAGUUAAAGCUAUUGUAAAAAAAAAAAAAAAAAAAAGUGUUUGCAAUGUUCAAAUGGAAUUAUUGCCGAGUUCUGAGGAAAAAAAAGUUUCCUUUUCAUGUGAGCUAAUGACUUCAGCACAAAUCAGAUAUUUUAAUUUUUAAACCAAAAUUCUCAAAACUUUGUAAAAGGUUGUCACAUGUACUUGCCAUUCUAUUUACCUUUACCUGUGAGUAGAGAUGUGUUUACACAUGAAUCAUAUGAGGGCUAGGCCUGCUUUGGAAACUGGUUAGAUGUCAUGCAGUAUAAAAAGGAACAUAUAGGCAUUUUCAUAAAAUGAAAUAAGUGCUCUAUUUGUUGUGCAAUAUGCACUGCAUAAAAAUCAAAUAUAUUGAACUCUUGAAUGGAUCUUGACGUGAUGACAUUUUCCAGAGGCAUUCAAAGAAAUAUUAAUAUUGUAAUUUUUGUUUCAGUUGAAAUUGUUGCCAUGCAGAUGGAUAUAUUAUAGACUACCUUUGUGUCUCGUUGUUAAUGCAAUGUGUUCAUUUUAAAGGUACUCAAUGUGUAUUUGAUAGAGAAAUGCAGUGACAACAUGUAGCAAAUGGCCUGAAUUGCAGAUAACUUAACAAGACAAACACCCUACACAUACUGUGUUGAUGGGCUUUAUGGUCUAGAAAAAGAGGCAGAGCAUUGGUGGUUAGUACUUCUUAAACAGAAUAAUUUUGUAAACUUGUUGAGUCAUAAAAGUCUAAAUGGUGCCAAGGAGUGCUGUUGCUGCAUGUUAAUCUGCACUAAGAUAGAUUUCGUUGGUCUCCCAAAAUAUUGGCUCAAGGACCCUUCUAUAUGUAUCUUUAUCUGCCGAUAUUGUAUGAAUCUCAAGUUUGAGUAGUGAGUGAGCUCCAUCCAAAGGCUUGGUGUAGUUAUAGUGGAAGUCAGUGAUUGUAGAGGAAGCAUCUUUGCUAAAUUUCAAGCAUAAUGCCAUGGCAGUGUGGGGAGGGCUGCCCAGGAGCACACUUGGAGAAGUCGAGGAGGAGAGGGUUCAGGUGGCUUGGUGGUAAAACUCCAGAUGUGUGUCUGUGGAUGUGCCCAUGUGUUUUAUUUGAAGAUCAAAUGGUGUGAAGUUUAGAGGGUCUGCUUUGGAUAUAUACUCAUAGCUCUAUCUUAGAUUUGUAAGCCCAGAUAUCAAGCAGGGGGUGAUGAGAUUCAGUUUUGGUCUAAUUGUAAAUAUUUGGGCUGCCACACGGAAAACAACUGGUUCUGAUCCAGUUCAGUCGCAUCUCAUAGAUGUGUGAUAGCAGUUUUAUAAACUCUGUCAGUUAACUCCAGAGAAACUGGCAACAAUCAGAUAAUGUCAGAUUUACCUCAGCAUUGAAUUAAAUAAUUGCUCCCAUGUUUAGAUUGACUGGAAACCAGCAAACUAGACUGUCCUUGACCACCUAUUUUUGGAGCCUCUGGUAUUAGCCUAAAUGACACCUGUUUGGGAGCAUCCUCUUCAGCAUAUAAACAACCUGGUGCCUUACACACUCCGCAUGCUUACACGCUGGCCUGGUGCUUUGGAUUGCAGUUUGGCUUUUUUUCAUUAUUGCUUUCUCUUUCUUUUUUCCACUUUUGUGUCUCAGCCCCCUUGUGUGCUAGCGCACAACUCGUGGUGCUAAAAGGGUUUGUUACAAACUCUUAAGAAAAAACAAGAGCAGAAUUCUUAACUUUUUUCUGCUUCCUUCCUUCUUACCUUCCUACCUUCCUUCCUUCCUUCCCUAACCUCAUUGCCAUCCCCAUUCCACAGCCAUCCAGGUAUCGGCCUACAUGUAAACAUGGAAGGGGGUGGUCACCUAGAUGCAAGAUGAUGCAGAAGAGUUGGCUCUUCACUAGCCAAGUGCAUUAGCAGGGAGAGCAGGGGCUGACUGGGAACAUCGGUCAUGGCUUGAAAUGGUAUAAAUGAUUGUUGGCGAGCCCCCCUUAAAAUGCCCGUUCUUUGGCUUGGGUAGUUAUGUGUAAGUUGUAAGUCGCUCAAUUAAUGGGGAGUAGCAAGCAUGUCUUGUUUUGUUUAUGUUUUACGUAGUUUUACCUUUUCAGCGUUAUUCCACAUUAUUUGUAAUUUUGGAAUGUUUUCGCCCACAAAAAAUAUAUCUAUUUUUUCUGUGCAACAUUUCAUCACUGUGUGCAAUAUCGUAUGUGCCAAUGGUGGCAAUAUAUGUAUAUCAAUUAAAUAUAUGAUUACUAUUUGAAAGCAUGUGGCUGAAUUCCAUGUUUAUUUCUCAUGAAGGAGUUGUAUGCCUUUAUUUGCACUUAAAGCUCCAUUUUUGGAGAAAAAUAAGUAUAUAGUAAACCAAGGUCUUAGCAGCCUGUUGGGUCAAGCAGUUCACAUUAAUAACUUUAACUUGAAAUAGAACAAUGUCACUGCAAGUAUGUCUCUUUGUAAGGAAAGCUCGGCUUAAGAGUUGUUGAAAGAAGACAAAAAAGAACCAUAGUGGAGUUUUUAUGAAAUAGAAACUCUGCUGACAAACCAUGAAAUCUUCAUUUUAGCUUUAAGCUAAGAAAAGGUGCUUCAGUCCAAUCCUCAUUAAGGUGUAUGGUGAACUGUCUUCAGUGGUUGUUGUGUGUAGCACUUUGCUUUCCCAGGUUAAUAAAAUGCCUGACCAAUACUUGUUUAAAAUGAUCUCAACAAAGAAUGUCAUUCUCUCUUUUGUUGCCUCUUUUUCAAAGAGGGUAUUUGAUUUGCUCAUUUGGUUUUGAUGCAUUAAAUAUAAUUUAUGUACAUUUACAAAUUUUAAAAAUAAAUUUAAUUUACCCAUGAGGGAAAAUCUA